CCCAGGUCGUUCACAACGGGCGCAGUCUUCGACGUUGGGCUGGAAUGCUUAGACGAUAAGGCAACAAUGCGGCGCAUCCUCGUUGUAGGCGGCAAUGGCUUCCUGGGAUCCGCCAUUGUCAAGCAGGCCUUGUCUCGACAGUGGCAAGUCGUCAGCCUGAGCCAGUCUGGCAAGCCAUUUGUGACACCCGCUGGCCACCGUCCAGCGUGGUCUUCCAGCAACCAGGUGGAGUGGCAUGCUGCGGAUGCGCUCAAACCGGAGACGUACGAGGAGCUUGCGGCCUCGUGCGACGCUGCUGUGCACACCGUGGGCAUCCUCCUCGAGGCAGACUACAAAGGCGCAACAUCGGGUCCUUUCGACAUCUUUCGGGGGCUGGCAAAAGGUUGGGGGCUCGAUGGGGGUAGCAACCCUCUGGACCCUUCGAGCAAGCCCAGUAUGAGCUACGAGGUCAUGAACAGGGACACGGCGCUCACCGUCGCCCAGACUUUCCUGUCGACGAGGAAAGCAGCGGCGCCUUUCGUCUACAUCUCCGCCGAAGACAUCUUCCGACCCAUCAUUUCGUCAAAGUACAUCGAAACGAAGCGGCAAGCAGAGGAAGGUAUCACGGAAUUGUCGCAGGACUCGUCGCUGCUCAGGCCCAUCUUUCUCAGGCCUGGGCUGAUGUACCACCCCCAGACUCGUCCGCUCUCGACAUUGCCUGCUGCCGCAUUUGAUCUUUCUGCUUCGCUUCACAAGUGGCAUGAAUCUUCUCGCUUGCCGAUUCCCACCGCCGCAUCAAUCCUGAAGAGCUUCCCCGGGGCCGACCUCAGCGCUCUUUCCAGACUCAUGACUCUGCCUCCUUUGCACGUCGACACCGUCGCCAAAGCCGCAUGUGCUGCGAUUUCGGACGACAACGUGAGGGGGCCUAUUGAUACCUAUGCAAUGAGGAAGCUGGCCGGUUUCGAGAAGCCAGCCGAGGUCAAGUCAUGGCCUUCGCAGUCGAUGGCUGGCUCGGGAAAGAGGACGCCUGGACAGGUCAGAACAUUCACCACCUCUGCGAGGCGUAGUGGCCCCCAGUCUUCUUCGUCAUCGACCGACGAGUCGUCGACGAAACUACCGCCCGUCUUUGUUGCAGCCAUCAUCGUCGCGGGCGCAUCGUUCUUCAUCAUGGCCUCUCCACUCCUGAACGAAGCGCCCGUGUCGGCAACGCAAGAAAAGCGUAACCUGGUCGAGGUGACGCAGCAGGAUCUCAUGCGGGCUCGUGCCACCACGCAGGGCGUCUACGCUUGGGGCUCAAAUCGCUACAACGUCGUCGCUCCCGACUCUCCGUUAGUGACGCUGGUUCGGUCACCGAGGUCGAUUCCUUACUUUGAUGGCAUCGCUCUGCGCGAUCUGGUCCUCAAGGAGAAACAUGGAGUGGCCGUUGAUGCCAACGGCGACGUCCUCCAGUGGGGUUUAGGAUUUUUCGACCCCUCUUCGCGCCAAAGAAGCGAUGACGCUCUCGAUGACGUACCUCUUGGUCGACGAAGAGAGAAAGAAAAGGCGAAUGAAAUGACUCCGAAGGGCAGCAUGGCCGCUCAGCCAAUGGCACCCGUCAAGACAUUGGUGGGCAAGGACAUCGUCAAGGUCGUCGCUAGCGAUCGCAAGGUCUUUGCUCUGGGAAGCCGCGGAGACAUCUACGUCUUUGCCGCCGUGCAGUCGGAGCAGUGGCCAGGCAAGGCGGCCGGCUGGAGCUGGAACCCGCUGUCGCUCUUUGGUCUUCUCUCCAAGCCGAUGAUCGACCACGAGAAAUUUUCGCUCGUGCCUGGCGUCGCUUCGUUUGCGAGGGGCGAGAAAAUCGUCGAAGUUUCGUCGGGCACCUCUCAUCUGCUCGCGAGGAGCAACAAGGGGAGGACAUUCAGCGCGCCCAUCGACGAAGACGGCAAUGCUUUUGGGCAGUUGGGGACCAGACGCAUCAUUCUCAACUCGCCAAAGGAUGACGGCAAGGUUGAGCUCGUCGAGGCCGUCAUGGAACCAAGGAUGCUGAUUGAGCAAAUCGAGAGCAUCCCAAAGACAUUCAGGCAGUCAGACGUCCUGCCUUCGUGGGCGCUCCCGCCAGGCAUGGAGGGCGACUCUGUAGGCCGACACAAGCCAAGGCAAUACGCAAACGUUUACGAGCGGAGAAAGGUCGAGAGUGGCUUGCCACCUUUGACGGAACCAAGCUGGAGCAUUCGGUUCUGCACGACCUUGCACGAGGUGCCUGCGCUCAGGGGCGUCGAGGUGGCUCAGAUUGCUGCUGGAUCAGAGCACUCGCUCGCGCGGACCCCCUCUGGUCGUGUCCUCGGAUGGGGACGGCAGACGCACGGCCAGAGCGGCUUGGGAGCGGGCAUCGCAGUCGAGGCGGUCCCUGUCCCGACCGAGGUGGUGCUGAGCAAAUGCUUCCCCAACACCAGCGUCGACAUCACCUGCACCGACAUUGCUGCCGGCGCAGACAACAGCUUCUUUGUCAUGAGCCGCCGAGAGCCUGGAACGCCUGGCGUGGGAACCAAGAUCGACGUGCUGGCCGUGGGCAAGGGGCAGUGGGGAACGCUGGGAAAUGCAAUGUGGAGUCAGGUCACGGCGACGCCCGUUAGGGUCAAGACAGUGAGCGGCCUGCUAGAGUACUCGGAGAGGACGGGCAAGACGCACCCGGUGCCGAUCCACUCCAUCUCGGUGGGCAAACCGGGAUCGGUUGCGCUUGUGCUUGACACAGUCGAGACGGAGGGCCACCAGGCCUUUGGCCGGGACGUCAUGGUCUUUGGCCACAAUGCUGCCUACCAAUUGGGCACCGGGAAGAGGUCCAACCUCUCGGUCCCCCAGCAUCUGCAGCCGCUGCCACCGUCGACGCAGACGAUUGGGGGAGAGGUCCCAGGUUUGGAAACGGACAAAGCCGACCCGAAGUUGAGAGAGGCCGACGUCAACUCGGGCGCUCUGACGCAUAUGCCCCACAAGCGGCUGCAGCUCGUCGGUAGUACAAAGGGCGAGACGUGGAGUGCGCCUGACUUUGCCAACGACGGGCAAGACGAAGGCAGGGUCGGCGGAAAGAAGAAGAAGAGGGCCGAAAUUGAAGAGACGAUCAUCUGUGGCAGCGUCAGCAUGGCCAUCUUCUGGAAGGUGCAGCAGUAGACGACCAUCACUCGUGUACACAUCCUCGGCCGUGUGAUUACAACGGAUGAGAAAGGGUUCUUCUUGGUCAAUCAUAUUGGUAUUGACGAAAUAUGACAAGAUAGCAACUAGCAAAGCGAGAAUGUCUGAAUCAGGGCGAGAGUGGCAUCUACAGAAGCAAGGACUGGUCUACACUGGAUGGAAACGUGGUAUAAUGAUGUUGGUGACGCUCUUCUCGGACGUUCUUUGCCAUUGCGAUUGGCGAAUCUGAGGGCGGCGAUGAGGCAUACGAAGU
This is a messenger RNA of Acaromyces ingoldii, 3397 nucleotides long. Its product is annotated as RCC1/BLIP-II. Bases 67 to 3123 code for a protein of 1018 amino acids. NCBI's taxonomy places the organism in Eukaryota, Fungi, Basidiomycota, Exobasidiomycetes, Exobasidiales, Cryptobasidiaceae. Gene Ontology annotation, cellular component: mitochondrial inner membrane. The record is from RefSeq and is a predicted model, not a curated record. The transcript is spliced from 2 exons. Gene Ontology annotation, biological process: mitochondrial respiratory chain complex III assembly.